AUGCGGCUCUCAUCAAUCGUCGCCUUGGUUCUACCCGUGAAUUCCCUCGAGACACGUACACAGAGAAGCAACUCGUCUUUCUCCCAGCUCUUUGACAAUAAUGUCGCUUCACCACUUCCGGCAGAGAAUAUCUUGUGCCGCAAUGCCGAGAUCGCCUCCCGGCUCGCGGCGAAGCCAGUCCACGGCGUGAGGAAGAUGAGCGACGACGAGGGCGAGAAGUUUUUCCUCGACUACUGGCGAUUCUCCAAUGACACACCCGGGAAUCUACUUGAGCGGAAAGUAGACGAGGAUAUGAACACAACCACCACGGCAAUCGAUGCUAGCCCAGGCACCAUCGAGUGUAUAUCUCCGGAUCACGCCAAUAUGGCAGAUGAGGACUCCCCAGCUGCCAUCUUUCUUGCCAGGUCUUACCCAUUCCAGCCGCCUGCUUUGGUGGAUUCAGGAACUGGCCCACAGAGACGUUCAUUCACCGGCAUAUUGCCAAAUCUGCUGGAAUCCAGGGACUUCAAGUGCCCAACGGGCACGCACGAAUGCAAAGCUAUCAACCGACCCAGUCGCUGCUGUGGUUCGGGGGAGUCAUGCGAGCUGAUUAAGGAUAUCGGGUCCGGGGACGUGGGAUGCUGUCCAAACUGGCAGACAUGUUCCGGGCAAAUUGGAUCAUGCCAGCGGGGAUACACAGCAUGCUCACAAGCUCUGGGAGGCGGAUGCUGUAUCCCCGGGUACGAGUGUGUCCCUGGAGGCUGUAAGUCUUGUUUUACCGUUUGUUCUGUAUUCAUCUCCAGGAACACGACUGACUUGAAUCAUACAGGUGCCUACAUCUCGGUGGUCACUAUAACAGCGCACUCCACCGUGAUCGUCUCUACAAAGACGUAUUCGACAUCUCCCCAAACCAGUCCCUCUUCACCAUCCUCUCCGAGCAGCAUCGGGACCGAAAUUACCGAGAAUCUAGUCCCGCCAGCCCGCCCGACAAGUCCCUCCACAACCACCAGCAACGACGAUGCCUGCCCAACCGGCUUCUACGCCUGCUCGGCUGUCUACCACGGCGGCUGUUGCCGCACAGGCCGAGACUGCGAUACCACGUCGUGCCCCACGACAUCUUCGACAACGUUCACGUCAAAUGGCGAGACAAUUGCUGUGCCGGUUCUGACGACAGGCCACUCAGCUGAGACAGGGCGCUGUGCCAAGGGCUGGUUUAGUUGUGCAGAUACCGUGGGAGGGGGUUGCUGUCCUAUGGGCUUUGCGUGUGGCUCUAGCUGUGUUGCUACUGCUACCGAGACCACCACUGUCGCCAAGGAAAAGCCAACGCAUAACAGUGGAGAAAAACUGAGGAGCUCGGGGUUGGUGCUGGGGUUGGGUCUUCUGGGGAUGUGGUGGUUGUGA
This is a messenger RNA of Penicillium alfredii, 1380 nucleotides long. Its product is annotated as putative GPI anchored protein. The coding region runs from base 1 to 1380 and encodes 459 amino acids. The transcript has a single exon. The record is from RefSeq and is a predicted model, not a curated record. NCBI's taxonomy places the organism in Eukaryota, Fungi, Ascomycota, Eurotiomycetes, Eurotiales, Aspergillaceae.